Colius striatus (speckled mousebird) is the source of this 3318-nucleotide messenger RNA. Its product is annotated as G-protein coupled receptor 83. Gene Ontology annotation, cellular component: membrane. The record is from RefSeq and is a predicted model, not a curated record. Gene Ontology annotation, biological process: neuropeptide signaling pathway. Lineage: Eukaryota; Metazoa; Chordata; Aves; Coliiformes; Coliidae. Gene Ontology annotation, molecular function: neuropeptide Y receptor activity. Bases 805 to 2022 code for a protein of 405 amino acids. The transcript is spliced from 8 exons.
GUCCCGUCGGGUGCCGUCGGGGGUCCCGGCGCAGCCGCUGCCGCCCGCGGGGACCUGGACACAGGCACAGGAGAAAUGGCUGCAAGCAGUAAAGAAGAAGAGAUGUCUCCAGCACCCACAUUUAAGGCCCUGGUACCCCAAUCACUGUGAGCUACUCCAGAGUACAGAUCCUACAGGUGUCACAUUAGCCUUAGGUCCCUCUCACUGCUCACUGAGAGCCACCAUGCACCAUGAAGAAUGGCGUCUUCAGUACAUACCACAGCAGACAAUGAAGAGGUGGGAGUCCUGCACACCUUACCCAGGCAUGGGAUAAACCUUGCAGGUCUCUUAAUGUCCUCAGUGGAGUGGAGAGCUUGUCUGCUCUCUCACGCCAGAAGCCCAGAGUGAUGUAGUUCUGGAUUCUCUCAUUACCUGUAACAAAACUAAGUGUUUUGAAGUAGAGGAUGAAAGAACCAACAGUGCAGCCUCCUGUGGAACUUGGAGGAAAAAUGGACUCAGCCCACCUGUGGAGCUAUUGCCAUUCUUGAUACAUGAAGGGGUUGAGAUUGUGUGGUCCCAAACCAACCUCUUCCCGAGUGCCCGCUGGAACUGCUCCCCGGUGCUGCCUCUGCCCCUGGGGAAAGCCAUCACACCUUAGAGGCUCCUUCCAGCUUCCCGUGUUAAGGUGGAGUUUGUAAUGGCAGCUGCAUCUUCACCAGCUUCCCAGAGCACCAGGCAGAUGAAGCUGAUGGAUCACUUGCUGUGUCAGCUGGAGCUGUGAUCCCAGUGCCUGGAGCCUGGAGGAAGGCUCAGGCUAAAUCCACCAUGCCUCGCUUACUGCUUCAGUCAUACAAGUCACAGAUGGUGGGGUUUCUUGAGGAGUUUGAUCAUUACUCUUCCUUGGCCAAACUCAUCUCCAUUUACCAAGCAACCAACAGGACCACCUUCAACUGGACAGACAGCCGCAUUGUUGAGUGGGAGAAGUUUGCUGAGCUAGCUAAAUACGAGCCUGAAUCCCAGAAACCAACAGUGAAAGCUCUCCUGAUCAUGGCAUACUCCAUCAUCAUCAUCAUGUCUCUCUUUGGGAACAUGCUGGUGUGCCACGUGGUGCUGAAGAACAAAAGGAUGCACUCAGCCACCAGCCUUUUCAUUGUCAACCUGGCAGUGUCUGACAUUAUGAUCACUCUGCUCAACACGCCUUUUACCCUGGUUCGGUUUGUGAACAGCACGUGGGUGUUUGGGAAGGCCAUGUGCCACGUCAGCCGCUUCGUGCAGUACUGCUCCCUCCACGUCUCCACGCUGACGCUCACAGCCAUCGCCCUGGACCGGCACCAGGUCAUCCUGAACCCGCUGAAGCAGAGGAUGUCGCUGACAAAGGGAGCGCUGAGCGUCUCUGUUAUCUGGCUGAUGGCAACCUGUUUCUCCCUGCCUCAUGCCAUCUAUCAAAAGCUUUUCCAGUAUAACUACAGAGAAGCCACUGUCCGGAGUUUGUGCCUCCCUGAUUUUCCUGAGCCCGCAGAGCUGGUCUGGAAGUAUCUGGACCUGUCUACCUUUCUCCUUCUUUACCUCCUGCCUCUGACCAUCAUCACCAUCACCUACACGCGCUUGGCAAAGAAGCUGUGGCUCCGCAAUGCCAUCGGAGACAUCACCACGCAGCAGUACAUCACCCACCACAGGAACAAGAAGAAGAGCAUCAAGAUGCUGAUGCUGGUGGUGGUGGUCUUUGCUGUCUGCUGGUUCCCUCUCAACUGCUACGUGGUGCUCAUCUCCAGCCUCGGCAUCAAGACAAAGAACUCCCUCUAUUUCGCCCUGCACUGGUUCGCUAUGAGCAGCACCUGCUACAACCCUUUCAUCUACUGCUGGCUGAACGAGAGCUUCCGCUCGGAGCUCAGGUCCCUGCUCUGCAUGUGCCAGAAGGUGUGUGAGGGCCGGGCCGAGGCGGUGCCAGGGCCGUCCCGCCGCGAGGCCUGGCUGGACCCCGCAGGGCCCGGGGCCGGCAGCGGCUGCACCGCGCACACCCGCACGGCCAACACCGGCCUGUGACCGCGGCCCGAGCGCAGCGGGCGGCACCCAGCCACAGAAAAGGGGACUCCCCGUUUCUCCUCAGGAAGCAAUGCUGCUGCUCUGGUGUUUCACAACUGACUCCUGACUCGUGUCCCGGCAGCAUCCCCUUUACUGGGGGCAGUGGGAGCAGAGACCCUCAAACACCUUCCCUGCGAGCCCACAGCUGCAGCUGGUCCCAGAGCCAGGUACGUGUGCAGGGGACAUGGAGCCUCACAGACAGGGUGGUUUCUUUCAGAGUUUCCCCUGGUAUUCCUAGCAGAGGGAGCAGGAGCCAGGUUUCUAUCAUUGCUCCUGCUGUCCCAUGUCUCUGACCCAUCUCUGCACUCGUGACACAUUUCACACCACCAACAGAUCACUGCAGGGCAACAGCAACGGGUCGGUUCCGACCUGUGGUUCCAGGAUGGACGUGGACACCCAGGUCAGCUCAAUCUGCACCGAGUUUAACCAGAUCAUUUUACCAAAACCUCCCAGCAGCAGAAAGGGUUGUUUUGCCUUCUCUGCUCCUCCUCCUCUCACUCCCUCUGCUCCAGCUCUGCCAUCCAUCCCUGUCCCCCCACCUCUAUUGUCUAGAGCUACUGAGGUCUGUCCCCAGCAGAGAAGGGAGCAGAAACACACACUGGGCAUCAGCCUCAGAUGCCACUCAGACAAAUGUAACCUAUUGAGAAUUCAUAUUUGGUUUUAUUACAAAUAUAUUCAUUCAGGAAAUAAACUUACACUGGCACUAAACAAAAGUCCACAAAAUAUUUCAUCAGGGCUAUAGCAAACACUGAAGAAGGAAAUCAUUCUCCAUAAUUACUAAUUGCUAUGAAAGAGUUUCACUUAAACAACAGAAUUGACUCUGACUAAGAGGGAAGGUUUUGUUUACAGUCAUGGGAAAAAUAUGGUUUAAUUUACCUACGCUUGGGAGGCAGGAGAGAAAAAGGGAUACAGAACAAAGGAGAGAUUUAGUAUGAGAGGAAAAAAUACAGGAAAAAGAGACAUUAAAGGCAAAAAGAAACCACCAUUGUUACGUGGCUGAAGCAGUGGGUGGGCACUGUGGAGCAGGACCUGGAAGGACCCCCUGGCCUGGGCAGAGAUACCCAUUUUGCCAUCAUACCAUCCCUCUUAAAUUAAAAUUGCACCAAGAGCAGAGAGGCUGAGCACCAAGGCCAGGCUGAGCUUGAGCAAGGGAUGUCUCACUUGGAAAAGACAGACAAAAGGUUGGAAAAAUAUUUAUUCUUUACUUCUCCACCCAGACUUUGGGCUAAGUAGUCAUAAGUCCUUUGCAGGAAUAAA